Pocillopora meandrina is the source of this 9246-nucleotide messenger RNA. Lineage: Eukaryota; Metazoa; Cnidaria; Anthozoa; Scleractinia; Pocilloporidae. The record is from the annotation of a GenBank genome assembly.
GUCCAACAGAAUUUGAAAUUCUUCAAAACCUUGAAGAGAUUGUGGGACUCUCCCUUCCACUGGACAAGUUAAAGCUCUCCUACAUGGAUGUAAACACUGCCAAGAAUUUCAUUCUUAACCGUGUUACAUUUUGUCAGUCCCGUAUUGAUGUAAGUCUUUGAUAGCAGAUGUGGCAUUGGCAAGUACCUUCACUUGUGGUUCAACAGUUCAAGUUUAUUGUUCUUUAAGUUUAGAGGUGUGGUUUAUGUUGUGCAGCGCCCAGAUGUUUCGUCGGAGAGCGCUAUCAAAAUGGGCACCAUUUGUAAGUACUUGCUUCCUUUUCAAUUUCACACUAUGCACUAGUUACCUUUCCUAGGAGAUCCAUGAACGUAGAGUUUCUUUCUUGCAAAAGUUCUUUCAAAGAUCUUAUUUAGUAGGCUGUACUUUAAGGUGGCACACCCAAAAGUGCAGUUUAACCCAGCAUUUUUGUAUUUUUACAUUCUUUCAAUGAUCUUAUCUAGUAGGCUGUACUUUAAGGUGGCACACCCAAAAGUGCAGUAUAACCCAGCAUUUUUGUAUUUUUACAUUCUUUCAAUGAUCUUAUCUAGUAGGCUGUGCUUUAAGGUGGUACACUCAAAAGUGCAGUAUAACCCAGCAUUUUUGUAUUUUUACACUCUUUCAAUGAUCUUAUUCAGUAGGCUGUACUUUAAGGUGGCACACCCAAAAGUGCAGUAUAACCCAGCAUUUUUGUAUUUUUACACUCUUUCAAUGAUCUUAUUUAGUAGGCUGUACUUUAAGGUGGCACACCCAAAAGUGCAGUAUAACCCAGCAUUUUUGUAUUUUUACACUCUUUCAAUGAUCUUAUUCAGUAGGCUGUACUUUAAGGUGGCACACCCAAAAGUGCAGUAUAACCCAGCAUUUUUGUAUUUUUACACUCUUUCAAUGAUCUUAUUCAGUAGGCUGUACUUUAAGGUGGCACACCCAGAAGUGCAGUAUAACCCGACAUUUUUGUAUUUUUACACUCUUUCAAUGAUCUUAUUCAGUAGGCUGUACUUUAAGGUGGCACACCCAAAAGUGCAGUAUAACCCAGCAUUUUUGUAUUUUUACACUCUUUCAAUGAUCUUAUUCAGUAGGCUGUACUUUAAGGUGGCACACCCAGAAGUGCAGUAUAACCCGACAUUUUUUUAUUUUUACACUCUUUCAAUGAUCUUAUUUAGUAGGCUGUACUUUAAGGUGGCACACCCAAAAGUGCAGUAUAACCCAGCAUUUUUGUAUUUUCACACCACUUCAAUGAUCUUAUUUAGUAGGCUGGACUUAAAGGUGGUACACUCAAAAGUGCAGUAUAACCCAGCAUUUUUGUAUUUUUACACUCUUUCAAUGAUCUUACCUAGUAGGCUGGACUUUAAGGUGGUACACUCAAAAGUGCAGUAUAACCCAGCAUUUUUGUAUUUUUACACUCUUUUAAUGAUCUUAUUUAGUAGGCUGGACUUUAAGGUGGUACACUCAAAAGUGCAGUAUGAACCAAGCAUUUUUGUAUUUUUACACUCUUUCAAUGAUCUUAUUUAGUAGGCUGGACUUUAAGGUGGUACACUCAAAAGUGCAGUAUAACCCAGCAUUUUUGUAUUUUUACACUCUUUCAAUGAUCUUAUUUAGUAGGCUGUACUUUAAGGUGGCACACCCAAAAGUGCAGUAUAACCCAGCAUUUUUGUAUUUUUACACUCUUUCAAUGAUCUUAUUCAGUAGGCUGUACUUUAAGGUGGCACACCCAAAAGUGCAGUAUAACCCAGCAUUUUUGUAUUUUUACACUCUUUCAAUGAUCUUAUUCAGUAGGCUGUACUUUAAGGUGGCACACCCAGAAGUGCAGUAUAACCCGACAUUUUUGUAUUUUUACACUCUUUCAAUGAUCUUAUUCAGUAGGCUGUACUUUAAGGUGGCACACCCAAAAGUGCAGUAUAACCCAGCAUUUUUGUAUUUUUACACUCUUUCAAUGAUCUUAUUCAGUAGGCUGUACUUUAAGGUGGCACACCCAGAAGUGCAGUAUAACCCGACAUUUUUUUAUUUUUACACUCUUUCAAUGAUCUUAUUUAGUAGGCUGUACUUUAAGGUGGCACACCCAAAAGUGCAGUAUAACCCAGCAUUUUUGUAUUUUCACACCACUUCAAUGAUCUUAUUUAGUAGGCUGGACUUAAAGGUGGUACACUCAAAAGUGCAGUAUAACCCAGCAUUUUUGUAUUUUUACACUCUUUCAAUGAUCUUACCUAGUAGGCUGGACUUUAAGGUGGUACACUCAAAAGUGCAGUAUAACCCAGCAUUUUUGUAUUUUUACACUCUUUUAAUGAUCUUAUUUAGUAGGCUGGACUUUAAGGUGGCACACUCAAAAGUGCAGUAUGAACCAAGCAUUUUUGUAUUUUUACACUCUUUCAAUGAUCUUAUUUAGUAGGCUGGACUUUAAGGUGGUACACUCAAAAGCGCAGUAUAACCUAGAGAUUCUUCUUUUAGUUGCUUGUGUUUAUAUAAGAAUUAUUGUGCUGUAACGGGUUGUUUCGACACCCUUUUAUCCUGUGUACAAUUUCGUAUGGAUGUUGGCACAUGCUCAUAACAGCAAUAUACAGUUGUUGUACAGUUAAAAAAGUGGUUGCUUGUUCUGUUUUUUGUAUGUAGUAUUUUGUUGAUGCCUUGAGGAAGCACAAGUUUCUUCGAGACUUUGGAACUCACACUGAGAUGAUUGAUUUAGAAGGCUCAGGUUUGUUUUUUAAACUUGUGUCCUGUGGCUCUAUUUUGUAUAGAAUUUGGCUCUUUUGCUGGGGAGAAAUCAAUAGCUGUUAAUGACAAUUAUUAAAUGUUCACUGAAUGUAUUGUAAAUGUACUAGUUAAACACCUAACACCUUUAUGCCACAGUCUUUAUGAUUGUUUGUUUGUUUUUUCUUUUAUAGCUGUGAAAAUCAAUAUGGAAGAUCGCCUUGAAGCAUGGCAAAAAGAGUUAGCUGAGUUAUCUGACAAUUUUAAAAUGCUGUGCCGCUCACAACAAAAUACUGUUGGUAUAGAAAGUAGUGAGGUUGUAGAGUAUGUUGCAAAGAAGCAUCUGGAAAUGUUGACAAGGGUAAAUUAGUGGUGAUUUAAAAAUUCUCCAACUGCUUUGUUAAUUAGCAUGCUUUUAAGGAAUAAUUAUUGUGUUUCUGACACCAGGUCUUUUACCAAGUUAUUCAUUUCAUGUAUUUAGGUUUGUAGAGAAUGGAAGGAAAUUGCACAGGUGACGAGAUCAAGAAUAUUUGAUGAUACAGAGCAAGGAGAAAUAGAUCUUUUUGAUGUCAAGGUCUAAUAUUUCCUCAUUUUUAUUGCCAAAGUGUUAGUUAUGUACAUUUUCAUGCAUACCCCUAAGAUUAAGAGAGCAUGUUGCUGAUGAAAAGGGAUUAUUUAACCUUUUUACAACUGUGUUUGUGAUUGAAUGUAAAAUACACUUAAAUGUUAUAUAAAAUGCAAAACACAUGGCUUUCUUUUUGUGUAUAUUGUUGCAAGCUUCAUUAUUAACUGUACAUACUUAUUUAAUCAGUCCUGAUAAAAUAGGUUUGUCAAUCACCAUCCCCACAAUGUGAAUCAGUGGUAAAUGCCAAAUAGAAUCCUUGUCCAUGAUAACUUGUGAGUAUCUAGUGCACUGGUUUUUGAGUUUGCUUUGUUCUUUUUCCCUUCUUAAUUGUAGUGUAAGGAAUGGGGUUUCCUUUUGAAAGAUAUUUUUGGAAGCAGCCUUGGAACUGGGGAUUACGGGCACUUGCUAAUUGACCAUGCCCCCAUGCUUAUGAGACGCUUUUUGUCAAUGACUGAGUUUAGUCAGCAGGGAUUUGAAGCAUCCCAUAAGGACCAGCGUCAGCUUUGGCUUAAAGCCACAAGCCAUGAUCAGCAUGGGGAAGCCUCAUCAAGUAAGUGUAAAUAGUAACCAAUACUGAUAAUGAAUUGGCAGUUGUUGAAAGGGUGUGUGUUUCUGUUUGACUGUGAAAAAAAGACAGUGCAAGGAAGGUAAUGUAUUUAAUGAGAAUAUGGACCCUGAUUGUGUAGGAAACCAAUUAAAGUGGCCAUUUAUUUCUAAGUUAGAUAUUGAUUUCCAUUGAAUUACAGUUGAACAAAUGCUGGUGCACUUUUAUGCAGAACGGAUGUUGUUUUUUUUCGUCUAUCUCUCCGAGAAGCCUUAAAGUCAAUUCAUGGUAAGCAUUAAUUUAUUGUGCAUUCUUGCCCUCACUGACACUACUCCUGCUUUUCUUGAAAUAGAAGCUAAUUGGCUUUGAAUAAACUCGUGAAUUCUCCAAAAAAUGCUUUGGUUCUUGCCCAAUGCCCUAUCAUAAUCUCAAAAACUUCAUAACUUAGAAACUGUAGAAGUUGCCAAAAUAAGAUUAAUCUAUACUCUGUUUGGAUGGAACUGUUAAAUUAAAAAAAAAAAAAAAAAAGGAACAAGAAUAGAAAGUAUAAUCCAAAAAAGUACCAUCAACUUGAUUGAAAGGUAGGGUUAUCUUUAUUAAUUACUUGUUAUCUUUAUUGAUGUGUGAUGUGUGAUGUGUGGCUUGGAGUAUAGCAGUUAUUUUCAUAAAGUAGCUUCAUUCUUGGUCUGCUCGGGAUUCACAAUACAUUCAGAAUUCUCUCAUGCACUUCGCAAAAGUUUAACUGGCUCCUCUGUUCUCCUUUUUUUUUUUUUACUUUUUCAUUGAACAGUUAUUAAUUUAAACAAUUCAUUGGUUUGCACUUCACCAAACUUUUGUAAUAGAGAGUUUUCUCUCAUUACAGGAAAGACAUUGGAAAAUCAGAACACUUUUCAAUUCUACUUUUCUGGCUGUGGUUGGAAAGCAAAGUCCAUUUCCUGGGACUCAGGUGAUAUCCUCUGGAUCAAACUUUUGGACAAACUCAUGUUCAUGAUGUUUGGGGAGGAUUUCUUCGAGUAUGUAUUUGAUGAGAAAAGAACAUGCCAUGUGCAUGAUGGUUUCAAGCCACAGUUUGUUUACAACAGACAUGAAUGGAAUUGUGAAUAUGAAAAUAUGAUUUCCAAUUCCUUUGGCUUUACCAGCAAAAUGCAAGGUAAGUCAGACAUCAUAUGGUGGGGUAGGUUUAUUGAUUGAGCCAAUAAUACCCAGCUCUAUUCUAUUCCUAUCUGUUCAUUGGCCUAUUUUGCUUAAGGUUGAAAUGUAGCUUUUUAUGUCCAUCACAGGUGACCUGAAAGUGUUCCAGCAGCAGAAAAUGCCCAGCAAAUUUUCAAAGGCAAUUCAAAAUCAACCAGAGAUUGCAAAAGGUAAAACCAAAAUACUCUGAACACAGAUACAGUAUGUUUGCACUGCUGAUCUUUAGUCACUGGUUUAAAACUGUAAUAUACUUUUAUGAGCUAUGGGGAAAUUCUUUUUGCACUAAUGGACAUGUAGUAACGCAAAGGCAUUAGACCCAUCACUCUCAUAGUGCCACUGUAGCUCUAAAGGGAUCAAGGUUCAAGCAAAUUUUGAAAAAAAAUGUCUUAGUGGUAUAUUUCCAGGAAAAAUCAAGAGAGUGUAUUGAUAGCAUUGUUUUGGCUCUUCUGGUUUAAAGGUCACUGAUGUAUGAGUCUGUAGAAUGUGUUUGAUAAACACAUCUGCACGUGUGUUUACUAAAAUGAUACAAAACCAACAAAAUUUUAAUACUUCUACAGUACACCAGUGUGAUCAUAAACAUGGCUGUCACUUAUGUCAUAGAUAGAAUAAGUUUGGUGCUACUCCUAUUUCUCACUUACUAAGAGAAAACUAUCUCAGGUUUUUUUCGUUAUUUAACUAUUUUUCCAAGCUCCUGCAAAACCUCACACUCAACUACAUCACCUUCCCUCCACUUAGCUUAGUUGGCACUUUGAAACUCCAAUGCGCUCUUGCUCUGUCUUGAAAGCAAUUUACAUAUACACUUUGAUAUGUAAUACUGUAGGUGCAAGCCACAAAAAUGAUGUCCUACUUGUAGAUGAACAUCUCCAUCAAACACCAUCCAAUGUUGCUGGCAAAGAAAAUACUUCGACUGAUCAAGACAGGUAUCUUUUUAAAAAUGGUCUGUUUUGAAAUCAAGUUACACCAACAAUGGUCAAUACGCUGUUGUUUUCAUGGUCUAAUGUACUUUUAUCAUGGGGUAUUAACUUCCUUUUUUUCAGUUUUAAAGUUUUCUUGCUUUUGUUUGAGACUAUGCUAUUUAUAAAUAUUAUUUAAUUUUCAUUUGUUUUCAUGAUUCCAGGGUAAUAGCUGUGUUUCCACUACCACCAGCAGUAGCAAAAAUCCAGGUCUUACAGAUGGACCUUGCCACAUUGAAGGAUGGGAUGGAAGUCAAUGAUUCCAUUGUUGACUUUUUUCUUAUGUAAGUAAUAUAUCAAUGUAAGAAUAUCACUGUACUUGAUUUAGUGAGAACCUGCAAAUGUAGCUGUUUUUUUUUCUUUUUAAUGUGUCCUCAGGUAAAUGUAAAACAUCACAAAUAAUUUAUUAUUAUUCUUUUCCUUCAAUUUUUUGGCUAAAAUUUUGCCCUACAUGUAUGUUAAAGGGGUUGCUGAUGCAAAGAGCUCAUACUUCAUCCUCUUUAAAAUCCACCAUUGUGCUAAUCAAUUGAUUAAUGGCAGUGAAAAAUUGCUCUCCAAAUUUAAUCAUCUUUCUGUUUUUAAUAGGUACAUAUCCCAAUCAUUGGACCAGGAUUUGCAUGACACCAUUCAUGUGUUUAGCUCCUUUUUUUACACUAAGCUGUCAACUAGAGUUCAGAUUGGAGAAAUCUUUGUCUUGCCUAGGCAAUUAAUUGUUUUCUUUGCACUUAGAUUUAAACACUUAAAGCAGUGUCAUCUCUGGUCCUGCAAAAAAUAGCUCUUGUAUUAAUUGUUGGUAAGCUGAACCAUCCUAAUGAUAUACAUGUACCCAAUAUGGUUGGUUUUCUUCGAAGUACAUUAAUAAAGACAAUAUUAUUUUUUAUAAUUAUUAUACAUGUUUCUCCUACGUGCUGAUGGUCUUUAAUAAUUAUUUGCCUCUCUAUGCAUCUUUCAGUCCUGAUGAAAGAUAUGUCGAAGCAUCUAAGUUUACAAGGAGAGUGGACAUUUUCAAAAAGAAGUUUAUUUUCAUUCCAGUAUGUAGAAGGUAUUAAAAAGUUCAUGAUAAUUAUUAUUAUUGCUUAUUUUAUAUCUAUCUCUCUCUAUGUUAUUUUGGUAUUAUGCUGCAAUAAUGAUUUUAUUAACUAUUUUUCUCUGCAAACACCAUUGUCAUAAUAUAAACAGUGCCACUGUUUGUUUUAUUUUUAGUGGGCAUUGGUUCCUAUCUCUGAUAUAUAAUCUACCAACACUCACAAGCAGAAGAAGAAAGGAUGAUGGCUGUGCUGUGUAAGCUUUAGCAGAAACAUUGUCUUUAAGCCUUUCUAAAAAUAGAAAAAAGUAUGCUCAAGUCAUCUAAUGAUGUUUGAUCUAAAAUGCAUUGAGGGCUUCGUGUUGUAGCAAUAACUUUGUUGAAUGGUGAAGUUGAGGAUUUUGACUAAUUCUUGUUGGGAAAAGACACCAACUGAAGAGAAAAUUAAUAUUGCAGUGGAAUCUUCUUUUUAGAGUUCCAAUUCUGAUGAUUGACUCCAUUGUUUAUGGCUCAGAUAGAAAGCACUUCACUUGUUCUCCCUCCUCACGAGAACAAGAAGCAAACAUUAUCAGAAGGUAUGCACUAUACUAUUUUCAUUUUUUUUUAAACACCAGACACCUCCUGCAGUACAGCAACUGUAUCAUUUGUUUGUUUUUAGUUUUAUAGAAUGUGAGUGGAAGGCUAAAAUGAAUGAAUGUCCAAGUCCACACUUUACUUCCAAGACUAUGCCUGUCCUCUAUCCCAAGGUAUUAAAAUCUCUAGUCUUCUUCUUAAGGGUUGUCAUUUCAAGUUGCAUUUUUCAGGGAAAAAUUAAUGCUAAAGUAUCUAAAUGUAGAUAGGAAACACUAUCUUGUACUGAGGCUGACUGAAGUACUGAAAAAAUUGGAUAGUAUUACGAUGGUGGUGAAUGUUUGGUUAUACAGCUUGUCUUUUUGUCAUUUACUGCGAAUUAGCAGAAUAAAAUCCAAACAUAGAUAUCUGGUGCAUUAAAUAUAAACUUAUUGGUAAUUCUAUAAAGAAUAAUUCAUGUCUACUGAAAUCAGUUAAAGCAACCCAAUAACCAUUGUCAGACUGUAAUUCCAGAGGUGUGAGAAACAUUUAGAGACCACUGUAGUUGUGAUAGUAAUAUUUAAAAAGACAGAUGGAUAGAUAACGGCAUUCUUGAACCCUUAGGUACCUCAGCAAGAAAACGGGUAUGAUUGCGGAGUAUUUGUUAUGCUGUUCUUCGAAGAAUUCUCAAGGCGAAAGGUUAGGAUAAGGUUAUAAACAUUUUAAAACAUAAUUUCCAUCUCAGCUGAGCAAGACAAUGAUUCUCUGUUUGUUUUCUCCCUUUUAGUUUCCAGUAAGCGAGCUUCUUUCAGACAAAAUUCUCCAGUGGUAUAACCAAGCUUCAGCAUUUCAUUUGAGAGAGAGAGUCACAGACAUCCUUUUGGCUACGGGAGCUAGAAUUUGAGACUUUACAACUACUCUUAUCGUCAUCUUAUGUUCAGUUGCCAUGACGCAUGUAAAGAAUGAUUAGUUGAAAUCUAUUAUUUUCCAUUCAUACAAAAACGGUGGUGAACGCAUUGAACAAAAGGCUUUAUUUGUCGUAAGGUUCCCUUGUGAACAAUGAGUUGGUAACGGUAAGGGUGAUAACCCCUUCGUAACAUAUCCCUGGCCCAAGUCUGACAAAAAGUUUUCUGCUGCUAUGGUUUUUGUCUCUAUAUUACACCCAAAAGUUGCGCUUAACAACGAGGCUGGACUUUCAAAUUAUAAUUCUCAUUCUACGUAACCUGAUUAUCGACAUAUCGUGGGUUUUGUUUUGAAAGCAGGUGCUGUUGGGGCAUGAUAGUCUGCGCAGGUAUCGGAAUAAACGCGCGCUAAAGUUUUUCCAGCGAAGCCGCGAGAAAAAUGUUUAGGGUUCGCCGAUCGUAUGAAUUCCACGUGCGUAUUACAUCCGGCCAGCUACGUAAGCUAAAUGCUUGAUUGUAUGUAUGUCCCUCCGUCAUUGUUUAAUUCCAUUUGAGUUGAGAUUCCAAAAAGAAAUAAAGAAAAAGAAAAAAAAAAUGAAAUAUUCUUUGUGUUUCUUUUUACUGAAUAGUUGGGGUCGAUUUACACGAAAGAUCACAAAAGUGAAACCACUUUUAUUAAGUUCUAUCUUAUUCAUCCGGAAAUACUUAACAUAAUUAAUUAUAAGUAGUUUCUUGUGGAC